Molecule: messenger RNA, 488 nt
Organism: Thamnophis sirtalis
Lineage: Eukaryota; Metazoa; Chordata; Lepidosauria; Squamata; Natricidae
Source: RefSeq, a predicted model, not a curated record
CCCCUCCACCCGCCCUCCUGUCAGGUCGCCGGCCGGCCGGUCGAUCUCGCUCCCGUUGGACUCCCGCCGCCUUCCUCCUCCUCCUCCUCAUCCUCAUGCAGCCGUCCCGGGCCCCCGAGGCGGGCGAAAGAGCCCCUGCGCCUGCCGCCAUCCAGAUCAGCAGGAUUAUGCGCCCCGAUGACGCGAACAUCGCUGGCAACGUCCACGGAGGCAUCAUAUUAAAAAUGAUCGAAGAGGCCGGCGCCAUCAUCAGCACCCGUCAUUGCAACUCACAGUCCGGGGGACGAAGAGAGUGACCAACAAGGCCACGUUGUGGUACGUCCCUCUUUCCCUGCACAACGUCAACAAGGUUUUGGAAGUCCCUCCAAUCCAGUUUGCACAGAAGGACCAAGAGGAAGAAGGGAGGCGGCGUUAUGAGGAACAGAAGCUGGCACGUGAGGAGACCAAAGAGAGGAACGGCGAUGUCAUGGUGCCCGUCAUCAACCCAG